AUGAAGAAAUACUCGGAAGGAACGCAGCCAGCUGAUGCAACUUAUUUCUUUGAUUCAACAUUCCGAAACACUAAUCCAUUUUCUGUAGACAUUCCUGUUUCUAAUUAUGCUGUUGGAAUAUAUAAGAUAUAUUUCAGAGGUAUUAGAGAUGGAUCUUAUGGAACAAUAUAUGGGUUACGUAUUAAAGUUUUACCUUAUCAGAGUGCAGUAAUCAAAUCAGUAAAUAUGAUAAGAACUACGUAUAAACCAUCUUUUGAUAGCCAAAUUGACUUUGAUGUGACAUUUUCUUAUUGGGCGAACAAGCCAUUUAAUUUUUCAUACAGCUUUAAUUCUUCAAACUACACAAAUACAAAAACAGUUUCUUUAACAACUGAUACUGAAACAAAAUCCUUUUCAAUUGCUCUUCCAAAUCUAAAUAUUGGACAACAUUACAUUUACCUCAAAACAUACACAACAACAGGAAAAACUUCAACGAGUAGCAUUUCAUUUAACAUUGUUGAAAAUUCAAUUCCUGAAAUUCUAUUUUCAACUUCAUUAACAUCAUCUAAUCCAGACAUAUAUUAUGCUGGAAUUACUAAUUCAAUCACAUUAUCUUAUAGUAUUCGUGAUACAAAUGGAAGAUUAUCAUUUGCUUAUUCUAUGGAUAACGGCGCUGUAACAAAAUUGGAUAAUAUCUAUACAAUCAUAGACACAAAUUGGCAUCUAAAAUCAAAUAGUAUAUCUAUAAGUUCUCUUAGUCCAUCAGAUGAUAUAGUUCAUUCAAUAUCAUUUUAUCUAAUUGAUGAUACUACACAAGAAUCUACACAUCAGCAAUAUUAUUUCAAGUAUAUUUACAAACCAGAAAUCAGAUUUAAUGGAGAAAUCAAAACACCACUAACAUUUAAUGUUGACAAAACAAUAAAUAUCAGUCUGAUUUAUCAUGAUCAAAGAGGAAGUGAAACAUUUAAAUUCAUUACAUCUAUAUAUGAAAAUAGCAACUUUGUUUCUGAAGAACAAAGCUCUUCAUUUAAUAUUGACUCAGCAUCUGAUAUUUCUAAAUCAAUACCAAUUAAUAUUUCCAAAUUAACAUAUGAAACUCAAUAUACAAUGAAGAUCAAAUCAAGAAAUUCAAAAUAUGUUGAAUCUGAUGAAAUCACAAGUCAAUUUAUCAUUCAACUUUCAUCUCCUAUUAUAGAAAUCAGUACAGAACCUCUUUCAUCAUAUGCUUUGAACAAAGAUCAAAGCAUUUAUAUCACAGGAAACAUAGAAGACACAAAUUUUGGUGUUGUUUCAUUAGAAUAUAAAUAUAAUAAUGAUAAUGAUUUCAUACAAUUCAAUUCCAUAAAUAUAGUCGAUAUUGAUGAAUCAAAGUUCUUUAGUAACUAUAUUCCUAUUAAACAAAGUCUUUCUAAAGGGGAUCAUAUAAUCACAAUCAGAGCAAUUGAUUCAUACAAUAAAUUUGAUUUAAAAGUAUUUAGUUUUAAAAUAAUAUUAUCGAAACCAGAGAUUGUGGAAUUUAGUGUAAUGAGAGAAUCUAAUAUUUAUGUAAAUAAAGUCAAUACACAAAUUCCAAUUAAUUUAUCAUUUGUUGAUUACAAUGGAAAUGUCAACCUUGAUAUAAAGUAUCAAUUUGAUAAUUCUGAAAUAAUAACAAUACAAACAAUUAAAAUCAGAAAUACAAGUAUUAUCAAUUAUAAAAAUGACAUUCCACUUCCUUCUUUAGCAGAAAAGGAUCACACUCUUUUCAUCUUUCUUGAAGAUAGUUCUGGAAUGACAUUUUUAUUUAGGAAUUAUCAAUUUGAUUUUAAAUACAAUCAAACAGAAAUUCAAAUCAACCAAUAA
Messenger RNA from Trichomonas vaginalis G3, 1821 nucleotides. RefSeq lists its product as uncharacterized. The record is from RefSeq and is a predicted model, not a curated record. The transcript has a single exon. NCBI's taxonomy places the organism in Eukaryota, Parabasalia, Trichomonadida, Trichomonadidae. The coding region runs from base 1 to 1821 and encodes 606 amino acids.